UGCAUGUCAUUUCUACUCCAAUUUGGGUUUUUUGCCUCAAAUUUCCUAUAUUCUGAAAUGACACGUGUUCUUAAAAUCCUGUUUAAAUGUAUUAACCUGUUUACAAUACUUUUGCAAAUACAUAAAAUUUACCAUGCUUUUUAAAAAUUUCUUAUCAUCUUGGUUCCUUAUCUUUAAACCAGACUUGUCCAGAGCAACCCACGAACAGAGGACACCUUCAGAUAGAGGGAGAACAGGACUGUCCUCUGCAAAGGAGGACAGCCAAUCUUAAUUCCAUCCAUUCGUUGCUACUAACUUAAGUCCUUCUUAUGCAAUUGGCUCUCCUUUGAAUUCGGGCCUACCUCUGUAAUGCAAGGCAGAGCUGCUAUUUUUAAAAUAUAUUUUAAAGAGGCAAGACAACUGGGGUGGGGGGGGGGGAGGCUGGUUCACCAACAGGCCUGUGAGAAGCCUCCCUGCCAAAAAACAAACAAACUCGAGAGAACCUACCUGCUUUGCUCAGUAUGGUGGUGAAGGCAAGGAGGUCGUCUUCUCUUCCAAGGCCUUCCUGUGAGCAGAUGUUGGAUAAAAUUGCUCCUCAGUUGCAGGAGCAGCACACAGGUCAUUGCUGGUUUUUUGAAGCAAUUGCUCCUCACCUAGAAAAGAGGAUGAAGAAGCAGAAAGCCAAGACAAUGGAGAUCCAGCUGAAAAUCUUAGUUGGAGUGAUCUCAUGUCUUUUCCUGUCUUUGUUCAUUAUGUGUGCUGUAUUAAUUCCUCCGAAAGGACCCGCCCAAGACAUUUUGGCAACUGAGGCGAACGACAAAAUGCCCCCUGCCCAACAGGGAACAAGGGUUCGAAACAAAGGAAGCAAUCCUAGACCUUUAACAUUAAAAGAAUAUCUGGAUGGAGACUUCAGUUACAAAACACUUUCUCCUUACUGGAUUUCGGGAAAUGAAUAUCUCCAUCAGUUCUCAGAAGAUGAUAUAAUUCUUUACAAUGUUGAAUAUGGGCAGUCACACACACUCCUGUCUAACAGCGUACUUAAAAAAGUCAAUGCCACAAACUAUAUCCUGUCAGCUGACCAGAAUUUCAUGCUGUUGGAAAGCAACUACUCUAAGCUCUGGAGGUACUCUUAUACAGCAUCCUAUCACAUUUAUGAUCUUGGAAACAGUGCUUUUGUCAAAGGACACGAGCUUCCACAUGACAUUCAGUAUAUAGCCUGGUCACCUGUUGGACACAAAUUGGUUUAUGUGUAUCAGAAUAAUAUCUAUUUGAAACAAGGCCCCAGAGAACCUGCUGUUCAAAUAACUACAAAUGGUUAUUGGAAUGAAAUAUUUAAUGGAAUCCCUGACUGGGUCUACGAAGAGGAAAUGCUUGCUGUAAAAUAUGCACUGUGGUGGUCUCCAAAUGCAAAGAAUGUGGCAUACCUACAGUUUAAUGAUACUGGAAUACCAGUUAUUGAAUAUUCAUAUUAUGGUGAAGAUCAAUAUCCUAGAAAAAUAAAGAUACCAUAUCCAAAGGCUGGGGCUAAAAAUCCUACCGUCAGAGUGUUUGUUGUUGAUGCUACUUAUCCUGAAGCUUUAGGUCCUAAGGAAGUACCUCCUCCAGCAGCGAUAGCAUCAAGCGAUCACUAUGUCACUUGGAUUACUUGGGUGAGAGACAACCGAAUCUGCGUGCAGUGGCUGAAAAGGAUCCAGAACUUUUCCGUGUCAGCCAUCUGCGACUACAAUGACCGCUCCAGGUCCUGGGACUGCCCACAGAAGCAGCAACAUAUAGAAGAAAGUCACACAGGAUGGGCUGGUGGAUUCUUUGUUUCAGCGCCUUCUUUCACUUCGGACGGCAUUUCUUACUACAAAAUAUUUAGUGACAAGGAUGGUUACAAACAUAUUCAUUACGUCAAAGACUCGGUGGAAAAAGCUGUUCCAAUCACUAGUGGAAAGUGGGAGGCCAUAUACAUUUACAGAGUCACAGAUGACGCCAUAUUCUAUUCAAGCAAUGAAUUUGAAGGCUAUCCAGGAAGAAGAAAUAUUUACAAAAUUAACAGAAGAAAUCCCGGGACAAGGCAGUGCAUUACUUGUUAUUUAAGAAAAGAAAGAUGCCAGUACUAUGCAGCAAGUUUCAGUUACAAUGCCAACUAUUAUGCUUUGCUCUGUUACGGCCCAGGCAUUCCCAUUUCUACUAUUUACGAGAGCAGAUAUGACAGAGAAGUUCGAAUUUUGGAAGACAACAGGGAUUUGGAAUCUUCUCUGCAAAAGAUCAGCAUGCCUACCACAGAUUUUGACAAACUUGAAGUGGAUGGUAUAACCUUGUGGUACAAAAUGGUGCUCCCUCCACGGUUUGAUAAAUCCAAGAAGUAUCCCCUUCUCAUACAGGUGUACGGCGGACCUUGCAGUCAAAGCGUGAAACACACGUUUGGGGUUAGCUGGACGACCUACCUUGCGAGCAAAGAAGAGAUUGUGGUGGCUUUCGUGGAUGGAAGGGGGACGGCCUUCCAAGGAGAUGAAAUGUUAUACGCGGUCUAUCGGAAACUUGGGGUUUAUGAAGUUGACGAUCAGAUCUCAGCUGUAAGAAAGUUUAUAGACAUGGGAUUUAUUGACGAAAAAAGGAUAGCCAUAUGGGGAUGGUCUUACGGUGGCUACGUUGCCUCGCUGGCACUUGGGUCUGGCACUGGAGUGUUUCAGUGCGGGAUGGCAGUGGCUCCUGUCUCCAGCUGGGAGUAUUAUGCAUCUAUCUACACGGAGCGAUUUAUGGGCCUCCCAACCAAAGAAGACAAUCUGGAGCACUACAGAAAUUCGACAGUGAUGGCAAAAGCAGAGAACUUCCGUGAUGUGGAGUACCUUCUCAUCCAUGGAACAGCAGAUGAUAAUGUACAUUUUCAGAACUCAGCACAGAUCUCCAAAGCCUUAGUCAAUGCACAAGUGGAUUUCCAGGCAAUGUGGUAUGCUGACCAGGACCAUGGGAUUCCAGGCCUUUCUCUUAAGCACCUCUACACCCACAUGACCCAUUUCCUCAAGCAGUGUUUUUCCCUGGCUUAAGGAGAGUCCCUCCUCUCCGUGGGCCUGUACAGCAAGGAGAACGACGCGUGCUUUGCUAGAAAGCAACACGAGCUGCACAGAUUAAGCAUAUUCUGGAAGCAGGAUAAGAAAGUGAGAAUUAAAGAAGGCUUGGCAUGGACAGUCUCUUGUGGACACAUGAGCAUUAGCAAAUAAUAUUACAGUUUGCGUCCAGGUACACGUAUUUGUUAGGAAACAAAUGAACAAUAAAAUAAAAACAAAAACAAGUGUUUUGAAGGCUG
Molecule: messenger RNA, 3271 nt
Organism: Podarcis muralis (Common wall lizard)
Lineage: Eukaryota; Metazoa; Chordata; Lepidosauria; Squamata; Lacertidae
Source: RefSeq, a predicted model, not a curated record